AUGAGGGAAUUCCUAAAGUACGGUACCUUGGACACCCCUCGGAAAUUAAUAGAAACAAUUGGCGAUCCCACUACGGCUCUUCGAACGACCUGUGAAACAAUCUCAACUUCCAACAUUGUUGGCAUUGUUGGACCAGUUGUCUCAAGAGAAGCUCAUGUUAUUGCACCCUUUGAUGCAAGUAUCGGGAUUCCAACGAUAUCCUACGCUGCAACUGAUCCUGAACUAUCCGACCGAAUAGCUAAUCCAACUUUUUACCGUACAGUUCCAUCGGACAAUGAUGCAGCAUCGACUAUAGUUAAUCUUUUUCUUAAAUUCAAUUGGACAAUGUGUAUCAUCAUUUAUCAAAAUGAUGAAUUCGGAACGGGAGGUUAUAAGGCAAUUUCUAAUGCAUUUCUCCGCAAUAAUGUAACCGUUACAGAAACGAUGAUCUUUGAUUUGAACACACUGUCUAUUCGUGGUGAUUUAAAAAGUACGUUAACUGGUAGUUUAACAAGAAUUGUAAUUGUAUGGGCUGAUACAAGUUAUGCAACAUUCAUCCUACAAAGUGCUCUCAAAGCAGAUGUGGUGGGCCCACUUUUUACAUGGAUAUUAGGUUCUGAUGUUCCACUGACAGCUUUUGAUGAAAUCUCGUAUGAUCGUUUGGUUGGAGUGCUUACGAUUGGUCCCGUCGUCGGAAAUUUAGCUAAUGCACCGAUAAAUCAAACGCUGUUGAAUGAUGCAUACAGUAUUUGGCAGAAGUAUGAACCUGAAUCAUUUCCCGGUGCAGCGAAUGUUAAUUAUUAUGCAUUGUUUGCAUUCGAUGCAGCAUGGACGUUGAUUCAAUCGUUUGCACAAUUGUGUCCCAAUAGCACUGUAUCAUCAUGCAUUACAUUUACGAAUACGUCGUUUUGUUUCGAUCGACGUGUUCUGCAUAUCCAUUCGAUAUUUGACAUCAUCAACACAAAUACUUUCCUGGGUGUCUCAGGUCCUGUCCAGUUUUCGGCAAACACAACAGACCGAGUAAACGGCAUCUAUUAUAUCGUGCAAAAUGUACAACGUGUUUCACAUACCCUAAAGUAUGUUCCAGUUCUAAUAUCAACAAGCUCAGCUGCAUGGACACCACAAGCACAAACGAAUGUAAUUGUUUGGCCUGGCCAAUCACUAACUGCACCAACAGGUUACGCAUCGCUUCAAGGUGUCACGUUAUAUAUUGCUGUUAUAAUCACACCACCAUUCACUAUGAUGAAAGAAUACGUAGAUCAAUACGGAUUAACACAGACGAAACCGAUUGGAUAUAUUCCCGAUUUGAUUGAGCUCUUGCAAAAGCAAAUAGGAUUCGUUCCAAAUAUUACAGUAUUGCCAGAAAACACCACAUACAAUAGUUUACCCGAUUUAGUAGCGAAUAAGGUUUAUGAUCUAGUGAUGGGCGAUGUCACAAUUCUGUCGUCACGAAGAAUAAAAGCGGCUUUUUCUGAUUCAAUCUUCGAUAAUUCAUUACGUAUUCUGACUCGACAAAAAGCCGGAACAGUAGUUCAUCGAUUUGGUUUUCUCCGUACAUUUGAAUUAGCCUUAUGGAUGGUUAUCCUUGCUUGUCUUAUAUGGUCUGCUUUUCUAUUUUCCUUCUACGAAGGAAAUGCACAUACAGAUUUACGAAAUAAAUCAAUUCUAUCACGCAUAGGAAUGAGUAUUUGGUUUGCUUUUGGGACACUUAUUGGAUAUGGCGCUGAUUUUCAUACAAGAUCAGCUGCUGGCCGAGUUUUAACCAUUGGCAUAUACAUUACAAGUCUGGUCUUAAUCAGUGCAUACCAGGCAUAUUUCACCGCAAGUAUAACUGUUUCCAUAGCACAAAGUUCUUUCUCUGGAAUUGAUGAUAUUAAAAAUGGAAAAGUUCCGUACAAUCGAAUCGGUAUUAUCAGUGGUUCAGCCAUGGAAGAAUACUUCCUUCGUGAAAUAUCUGAUGGCAGUCAUACUUAUUACAUUCUAAGAGACAAACAAGACAUGUUUGAUAAACUAUUGAGUGGAAUAAUCGAUGUCUCGAUCAUGGACACGGGGUUUGCCGAAUUUGCUACAAGUUCCAUCUAUUGUAAUUUGACUAUUGUUGGUACAGGUUUUGAUCAAAGUCAAUUCGGGAUCAUUUAUCCCACGAAAUGGUUAUAUGAACAAGCUUUAGACGUGUCAAUACUAUCAUUGCGUGAAAAAGGAGUAUUCAACGAUCUAAAAAGUAAAUGGUUUCAAACCAAUAAUUGUACAAGUGCGUCAACGGACACAUCUGUGAGGUUAUCACUUGAAGCGCUAACUGGCUUAUUCAUUGUCUUCGCAAUAUUUAGCGCACUUUCGAUGCUGAUGUUUCUAUGGGUGAAAUGCCGUCCGUUGCGUAAAUGUAUACGACAACGUCGAUCGAGAAAUGCCGUUAUUCCCAAUCCUGUAUAUCGUCCAUAUGCUCAGCAUCUACCCUACAUUGCUGGAUAUCAACACGUAUGA
Molecule: messenger RNA, 2460 nt
Organism: Adineta ricciae
Lineage: Eukaryota; Metazoa; Rotifera; Eurotatoria; Adinetida; Adinetidae
Source: the annotation of a GenBank genome assembly